UCGCCAGCCCGAUGUCGUUCAGCGCCACCAUCCUGUUCACGCCCCCUGCCCCCGGGGGUGAGGAGCAGGGCCCCCCAGCCCCUGUGGCGGUGGCAGGGGGAGGACUGGCAGUGAGAGACACCAACCAGCUCCUGCACCUCAUCUACCAGCGGCUGCAGAGAGCGGCAGAAACAGCCGAGGAGGCGCUGACCGUGGCACGGUCCAACCAGCGGGCACUGCAGAGGCUGGAGCUGGACGUCAGAAGCCUGGCCGAGGGUCUCAGGGCGAGCCAGGGAGGAAGCCCCUCCACCCAGCAGUCACCGCGCGACGGUGAGGCACCGCCAGCCGGGAGCGGGGUGUCCUGGGCACCGGAACCACAGGAAAACCAGCCGUUCAGACAGGCCAAGUGUCAGGUCUAUGUGGAGGGUCCGUCUGUGCAGAGCCUGGUCUGUGAUACCUGUACCGCUGCCUGUUCCCCUGUCCACCACCUCCCCAGCUCUCCGACAUGCAGACCAUCCUCUCUGUGUACAGACUCCCGGGCGGACUCGGACUUGCAGCCUGAGUUAUACCCAGAGGCGUCGCAGGGAUCGGAGGACUCUUCAGGCCCCAAUCUGAAAAUUAUGGAGGACAUUUUCCACUCAGGGUUUACAGCGGUCACUGCAACAGCUCCCAGCUACACAGUCCCUGCACGAUCCCGGCGGCUAAAGAGUUCACGCCGAAAACGAGAUGUGGUGUUGUCGAAAAUGGUGCACGGCGUCCAUAAUCACGUGUCGAACGAGAGGCGCUUCAACGGCUCUGAGAGUAUCCGGUCUUCCUGGAAUAUCGGAGUGAUCCGGUUCCUGGUGGAAAAACUCAAGGUCCAACUCGCUGUGAGCUCUCAUCAUUACACAGACAAGGAGCUGAAAGGUGCCUGUGUGGCCUAUUUCCUGACAAAGAGGCGGGAAUAUCGGAAUGCGAUGAAUCCCUACAAGAGCCUCAAGGAGCGGGAGGAAAAGAAACUACGGAGCAGGCGAUAUAGGCUGUUCGCAGCCCGCUCGGCGAUAGUGCGGCUAUUCGGCCAGGAGGACCAGCGCCUGUGGGAGACAGCGACCGAGGAGCUGAUGAGUGACGAGGAGGACAGCCCCCUGGAGCCUGGGGUCUGGGUGGCACGUUCCCCGAGGUUCCGCUCGGCCCGCCUCAGCGACCUCUGCCGACGACUGGACGCCAACUCCAAGCAUGGCCUCCGGCCCAACAGGGUGGCGGGACCCCCCUCGGACCGCCUCCCUUCCUCCGAACUCGGACAGUUCCCCCCGUCGCCCCCGGGGCAGCUCCUGGGAGACGUCCAGACCCACCCCUACGUGGAGGUGAAGGUGGAGAAGUUCGACUGAGUGGGGCUCACGCCGCCUCGCGUUGCCGAACAGCAGGGCGUGCUCUCCCGGAGGGUCCUGGAAACACACCUCACUU
This is a messenger RNA of Hemiscyllium ocellatum (epaulette shark), 1422 nucleotides long. RefSeq lists its product as uncharacterized. The record is from RefSeq and is a predicted model, not a curated record. Bases 12 to 1346 code for a protein of 444 amino acids. The transcript has 6 exons. Lineage: Eukaryota; Metazoa; Chordata; Chondrichthyes; Orectolobiformes; Hemiscylliidae.